ACUGAUAAAAAGCUGACAGCUUUUGUUCGCAUUUUUAAAAUGUUUACCAGUUCAUGCCCAUUUAAGUCAUGCAGGCUAUGCCCGCUGCGCGGAAGUUUCUCGUGACGUCACUGUGACGUUUCAGUAGGUUGGUUUAUUUUCACUUCCUGUUCAGUGGGACAUCCCGCGGCUCCAUUCGAGCUGGACUACUUCAGUGUCCCUGUGUCCUACUUUACACUUUUGCUUCCAUUUUACUGGACAGGCUAGAAACGAAUGAGCUUUUAUUGCAGCGGCCGGCCUGCAAUAAUGUAACGGACAUUUCCGUGACUUGUUAGUGUGUGAGUGUUGCGUGUUAUUAUGGAGUGCGGAAUCAGUGGCGAUCAUAUGUAACUUAGGAUAACGUUACUGCUGAUCAACACAUCCACCCACAAACCGCGCGAUCUCCAUCUACUCUCAUACUCUACAGAGACACAAAACAUGGGCAAACAUCUCAUCUGUUGUUGGCUUUGGGCUCUAGUGGCUCUUGUUUACUGGAAACGAGCACUUUCAUUUAAUCUGGACAUUAGUAAACCCUCAGUUUUCUCUGGACCUCCAGGAAGUUACUUUGGAUUUUCUGUGGCUUUCUUCAAUCCUGAUAAUAAACAAUUAAACAUACUGGUUGGUGCACCCAGAGCAAACACAUCUGAUCAAACCCCAUCGGUAGUCACUGAGAGGGGCGCUGUCUUCAGCUGUCCUUGGCAAAAAAGCGGCACAUGCACACAGAUUGAAUUUGACAGCACUGAUGACAGGAAGAAUUCCAAUGGACAGCAAAUGGAGUUCAAGUCGAAUCAAUGGUUUGGGGCCACUGUGCGUUCCUCUGGGGACCAUAUUCUGGCAUGUGCUCCUCUCUACCAGUGGAGCACGUAUGGAUUCUCAGAAAGGGAGCCUGUCGGGACAUGUUACCUGAAGAAGGGCAAUAGCAUUGUGGAAUAUUCGCCCUGUCGCUCUAAAUCAAACUCACCUGAGGGACAAGGAUUUUGUCAAGCAGGUUUCAGUGCUGAUUUUGUGAAGAAGAACCGUGUAGUUAUUGGAGGACCAGGAAGCUUUUAUUGGCAAGGUCAGCUGAUCUCAGAUGACGUCACUGAAGUCAUCAAUAGAUACAAUAAGGAGUUUUUUACUCCUUACAGUAACCAGUUAUCAACCAAGUCAGCCGGGGCUCAGUAUGAUGACAGUUAUUUGGGUUACUCUGUGGCUGUUGGUGAUUUUAAUGAAGAUGGUGAAGAUGAUUAUGUCACAGGAGUUCCUAGAGGGGAGAAGGCUCUUGGUUAUGUCAACAUUUUCAAUGGGAGGAACAUGGAGUCUAUGUAUAAUUUCACAGGCACACAAAUGGCUGCUUACUUCGGUUAUUCUGUAGCAGCCGUUGACAUCAAUAAUGACAGGAAGAUGGAUUUGUUGGUGGGGGCUCCUCUGUUCAUGGACCGUGGCUCAGAUGGGAAACUGAGGGAGGUUGGUCAGGUCUAUGUCUACCUAGGAAAAGGUGGCUUCACCUUCAACAGUGUCAUCAAACUCACAGGCUCUGAGAUCUAUGCUCGAUAUGGAAGCUCAAUCUGCAGUGUGGGAGACCUCAAUAUGGAUGGAUAUAAUGAUGUGGCUAUUGCUGCCCCAUAUGGUGGGCAGUUCCACCGGGGCCUGGUGUACAUCCAUAACGGGCGUCCCACAGGGCCGAAUCCUGUGGCCUCUCAAGUUUUAGAAGGAACAUGGGCGUCUGCUUCCAUGCCUUCUAGCUUUGGUUACGCCAUGCACGGAGGCACAGAUGUUGAUCAGAAUGGAUAUCCUGACCUGAUUGUGGGGGUGUUUGGAGCUGACAAAGCUGUUCUGUACAGGGCUCGUCCCGUCAUCAGUGUGAACACCACACUGGAUAUCAGCCCACAGAUCCUGAACCCUGAAGACAAAAGCUGCACCCUACCUGGAACAACCACCACAGUUUCCUGCUUCACUGUGAAAUACUGUCUGAAGGCAAAUGGAAAAGGAGCAGAGUCUUCCCUUCUUUUCCAAGUGGAUCUGACCCUGGACCGCCUCAAACACAAGGGAGCCACCAAACGGGUGCUGUUCCUCCACAACAAGAUGUCUCAUUAUUCAAAGAACAUGACCGUCUCCAACAACCAGGGGCCGGCCUGUGAGGAACUUCAGGCUUAUUUAAUAGAUGACUCAGAAUUCAGGGAUAAGAUCACACCCAUCUCUGUUUUUAUGGAGUACAGCUUGGAUUACAAAACAGCAGCAGAUAAGACCGGCCUGUUGCCUAUCCUUGACCAAUCUGCACCUACAAAUGUCACCAAGCAGGCCCACAUACUCCUGGAUUGUGGCGAAGACAAUAUUUGCAAGCCAGACUUAAAACUGUCUGUUGUGAGUGACCAGAAAGAGAUCUACAUAGGUGACGAUAACCCCCUGACCCUGGACGUCAUAGCAGAGAAUGGAGGAGAGGGGGCUUAUGAGGCCGACCUUAUCGUCACCCUACCAUCUCAGGCAGAUUUCAUUGGGGUUGUGCGUAACAUUGAGACAUUGUCUAGACUGUCCUGUGCAUUCAAGAAAGAGAAUCAGACCAGAGUGGUGGUGUGUGAUCUUGGGAACCCAAUGAAAGGAGGAACUAAGAUAACAGCAGGCUUGCGCUUCAGCGUGCACCAGCUCUCCGAACAGGACACAGAAGUCAAGUUUGACUUGCAGAUAAAGAGCUCAAAUCAGUUCAACAAAACCAGCAAUCUGGUCUCUGUUGUCACAAAGCUUGCGGUGUUGGCCAGAGUGGAAUUAAGAGGGGUGUCUGCACCAGAGCAGGUGUUUUUACCCAUCGCUAACUGGCAGCCAAAAGACAGUCCUGUUCUGGAGGAUGACAUUGGACCUCUUGUACAGCACAUCUAUGAGCUAAGGAACAGAGGACCCAGUACAUUCAGUAAGGCCAUUUUGGAUGUGCAGUGGCCCUACAGAUUCAACAACGGCUCUCUGCUCUACAUCACCAAGUUUGAAGUGGACGGAAACAUGAAUUGCAGCUCAAACAGGGAGCUCAACCCUCUUAAUGUCACUAAUCCCAGAUUAACUGACAAAAAUGAGACCUCUGCCAGUGGAGACAGAGCAGAGGGGGGGAACAGACACAACGUCCACCGCAGAGACCUGGAGGACAAACAAGGGGAAGAAAACCUGGAGAUUCUGGAUUGUGGGAAUGCAGAGUGUCAAGAGAUUAAGUGUUGGGUUGGUCGUCUGGAGAAAGGCCAGAGUGCUAUUCUAUUUAUUUACUCCAGACUUACCGUGAGCACGUUUCUCAAGGCUGAAAGUCAAAACAAAUCGUACAAUGUUCGAUCCUCAGCCUCCUUCAGUGUCAUAGAGAUGCCAUAUAAAAAUAUAAAUUCUGAGUUACCAACCAGCACAACAUCGGCUUCUCUGAAGGUGAUCUGGAAUUCAGAGAACCCUCAGCCUGUCCCAGGAUGGGUGGUGGCUCUGGCUGUCCUGGCUGGACUGCUGCUGCUGGCUCUGCUCAUCUUUGUCAUGUAUAAGCUGGGCUUCUUUAAACGCGUGCGGCCGCCACAGGACGAUAGUACCGAGAAAGAGCAGCUUCAGCCUCAGGAGAACGGAGACAGAAACACAGAAGCCUGAGAUCUUUACCUUCACCAGUGCCACAUCCACAGGAGUGUGCCUGAUUCACAGCAACUCUCUCAUCUUUAUCCGCAGCAUCGGAGUGUUCAUCCAGACAGCCCAAAUGAGUGAUGACUGUUGUCAUUUUAAUGGUACUCAACUCAACUCAACUAUGCUGUUCUGGUAAUAAGACUAAAGCCCCGUGCCAAUCCUUUUCCCCUGUGCUCCUAUCCUUUUUUAACUGCACUGAGUCUUAAAACAAGAUUUGAUUUUCAGUUGGGUUUAGAGAUCAACCAUUUAAAUCGUAACACAUUUCAAGUUGUUUACAUGUAACAACAAUAAAGGUGAUGAACCUUAAAUAAUACAAAAUGUCAUCAUGAUUUUUAAAUGUUUUAUUUUGAGGAAAGACAUGACGUAGUUUGGUACAUCAUUCGAUUGCUGGUUCUGCUGCUUCUGUUGGAGAAACUUUCAUGUUACUUUAUUUAGUGGUGAUCAGUUUCUGCUGUUUGGAGGUUUUCUGCAGGACUUUUAGUUCCUAUCUGGGGUUUUUUUUCAGCUGUUGGGAUUUGGACUCUGGUUUCUUAUUUGGGUGUAAGGUGUAUUAUUUUGAGAAAAUAUUCUUAUGAUUGUCUACUGUAAACGCAUAAUUUUAGAGCAGGGUUAUGUUUCUGCAUUUAGAGCAUUUGGUCGAAUUUGUAUUAUAAAAAGAGAAAAUAAUCAAAGUCUUUGCACAAUAGAGCAAUAAACUGUAACAUUUUUUGUAUUUUGAAAACUACCACUUAUGAA
Molecule: messenger RNA, 4365 nt
Organism: Rhinichthys klamathensis goyatoka
Lineage: Eukaryota; Metazoa; Chordata; Actinopteri; Cypriniformes; Leuciscidae
Gene: itgav
Product: integrin, alpha V
Exons: 30
Coding region: 457-3600 (1047 amino acids)
Biological process (GO): cell-cell adhesion; cell adhesion mediated by integrin; angiogenesis
Cellular component (GO): integrin complex; external side of plasma membrane
Molecular function (GO): integrin binding
Source: RefSeq, a predicted model, not a curated record